AUUGUCCUUCCCAAUAGCAAGCGCUGCAAAAGCACCUCACUAUUAGACAGCACCAUAGAUAGAAGUAGAACUAUUGAGUCAUUUGACAUUAGUGUCUUAGCUAGAGAGAGAGAGAGAGAGAGAGAGAACAUCCCUCACAAUCUCACAGUCGCUCCCCCACUUCUCUGAAAAAUCUCAAGAGAGAUUCAUACAUUGACAGUUCAAACGCCUCUCUUCAAUGUUGUCAUCAACAGGUAGUGACCAAACCAACUACAUCACAACCGGUACUUCAUCCAGGUCGUCCUCCUCAUCCCCAUCACCAGUUUCACAACCCUCCUCCUUCCAAACCCCACAAAGAACCAUGGAAGAGGUUUGGAAAGACAUCAAUCUCGCCUCUCUCACUGAAUCCACCACCCAAAUCAGAUCCUCCUCCUCCUCCUCACCGCUCCUUCACGUUAACCUCCCAAAUGGGACCCACCGCCGCCACCCAAACUGCAGAAAUAUGACCCUUCAAGACUUCCUUGCCAGACCCUUUGCCCAUGACUCACCAGCUGCGGCCACCGCCUUGGUAUCCUCCGCUGUCAGCCCUCCCUCUCCUCUUCCUCCAUCCUCCCUCAGGCCUCCGAGGUCCGGCUUCAUUGAUCAUCAUCAGCUAAACCCUAAUAACCUUUCUAGCAGUGUUUCUAACUCUUUCAGUGGUUGCCCAUUUGAGAGCUUGGCUGCUUCCUCCUCCGGCUUGCCUUCUUUUGGGAAUAGAUCGUUCACUGAAUCUGAUCACAGCAAUUCCGGUGGAGAUGGAAGACACAAGCGGAUGAUCAAGAACCGAGAGUCUGCUGCUCGAUCUAGGGCAAGAAAGCAGGCUUACACAAAUGAGUUGGAGCUAAAAGUUGCACUCUUGAUGGAAGAGAAUGCAAGGCUCAAAAGACAGCAAGAACAUUUAAUUGCAGCAGCGUCUCAACAACCCAAAAGGCACAAUCUCAAUCGAACAUCAACAGCUCCAUUUUGAGAAAUCUCAGUGCCUUGCUUUUUUGUUUGAAUGUCUUCCUUUUCAGUUAAGACUUAAGAAUAGUAGUACUAGUACCCAUGUUGGGGGCAUCAAUAUUUUGUGGUAAUAUGAAGAUGGUGCAUGUACCUUUUCCGUAAGUAGAUGUUUUAGGGUUAGAAUAUUCUAACGAUGACGUUUUUUGUAUUUAUGUUAAAAGAAGUAAUUCCCCAUUAAGGAACUUAAUUUGGUGUGUACU
This is a messenger RNA of Malus domestica (apple), 1220 nucleotides long. RefSeq names its product protein FD-like. The record is from RefSeq and is a predicted model, not a curated record. Gene Ontology annotation, biological process: positive regulation of DNA-templated transcription. Lineage: Eukaryota; Viridiplantae; Streptophyta; Magnoliopsida; Rosales; Rosaceae. Gene Ontology annotation, molecular function: DNA-binding transcription factor activity. Gene Ontology annotation, cellular component: nucleus.